Messenger RNA from Engraulis encrasicolus (European anchovy), 2416 nucleotides. It is a transcript of the gene pepd, whose product is annotated as peptidase D. Bases 11 to 1480 code for a protein of 489 amino acids. The record is from RefSeq and is a predicted model, not a curated record. Gene Ontology annotation, molecular function: metalloaminopeptidase activity; manganese ion binding. The transcript has 16 exons. NCBI's taxonomy places the organism in Eukaryota, Metazoa, Chordata, Actinopteri, Clupeiformes, Engraulidae.
CGAGAUCAACAUGGCUGCAAGUCAGAGGGCCGUCUACUGGUUGGGGAAGGAUACACUGCGUGUGUCCGCGGCGUUGUUUGCAGAGAACAGGCGCCGCCUGCUGGCCGCGUUGAAGAAUGCGGACGGGGUGCAGGCCAAAGCAGUGGUGGUCUUACAGGGGGGAGAACAGAAGCAGAGAUACUGCACUGAUACAGAACCAGUGUUUAGACAGGAGUCCUUCUUCCACUGGGCGUUUGGGGUGACGGAGUCUGAUUGCUAUGGAGCUGUCAUGGUCCCCUCUGGACGAUCCCUCCUCUUCGUACCCAAACUACCGGACAGCUACGCAACCUGGAUGGGGGAGAUCCAUCCUCGCGAACACUUCAAGGACAAGUAUGACGUGGACGAAGUCCAUUAUACCUGCGACAUCGCUGAGGUCCUGGCCAAGCUCAACCCCUCUCACCUGCUCACCCUGCGUGGGGUGAAUACUGACAGUGGGAGUACCUGUCGUGAGGCGUCUUUUGAAGGCAUCAGCCAGUUCACUGUCAACAACACCAUCCUGCACCCCGUCAUUGUGGAGUGUCGUCUGCUCAAGACUGAUAUGGAGUUGGAGGUUCUUCGCUACACCAACAGAAUCUCCAGCGAAGCUCACAAGGAGGUGAUGAGAGCUGUGAGGCCGGGACACAAGGAGUACGAGAUGGAGAGUCUGUUCCAGCACUACUGCUACUCUCGUGGGGGGAUGCGAAACGUCUCCUACACCUGCAUCUGCGGAAGUGGCCACAAUGCCUCAGUGCUUCAUUACGGCCACACUGGAGCGCCCAACGACAAGACCAUCAAUGACGGAGACAUGUGCCUGUUUGACAUGGGUGGAGAGUACUACUGCUACUCCAGUGACAUCACCUGCUCUUUUCCCGCCAACGGCAAGUUCACUGCGGACCAGAAGGCCAUUUACGAGGCGGUGCUGAAAUCAUCACGAGCAGUCUUCAACGCCAUCAAACCAGGUGUGAAGUGGACGGAUAUGCAUCGCCUGGCGGACCGAGUUCACCUGGAGGAGCUGGUGAAGGUGGGCCUCCUGAAGGGGGAUGUGGAUGAGAUGAUGAAAGUCCAUCUGGGUUCCGUCUUCAUGCCACACGGACUCGGACACCUGCUGGGCAUCGACGUACACGACGUGGGGGGAUACCCUGAGGGUAUCGAGCGUAUCCAGGAGUCUGGUCUGCGUUCUCUGCGUAUGGGUCGUCUGGUUCAGGAGCGGAUGGUUCUCACAGUGGAGCCCGGCAUCUACUUCAUCAACCACCUAUUGGACCAGGCCUUAGCCAAUCCCGCGCAGAGCUGCUUCCUGGUCAACGACGUCCUGGCUCGCUUCAGAGGAUUCGGAGGGGUGCGUAUCGAGGAUGACAUUGCGGUGACCUCUACCGGUAUGGAGUUGUUGACGUGUGUUCCGCGCACCGUGCAGGAGAUCGAGGACUUCAUGGCCAACAGAGACGCCAACGCCAAGGCCUUCUGAGGAGACACACACACACCAAGGCCUUCUGAGGAGACACACACACACACACACACACACACACACACACACCAAGGCCUUCUGAGGAGACACACACACACACACACACACACGCCGGAGUCCACACACACACACACACACACACAAGCCUGAGUCCACACACACACACACACCUGAACCUGCACACACACACACACACACACACACACACGCACACACCUGAACCUACACACACACACACACACACACACACACACACACACACACACACACACACACACCCCUACCCCUCAGCAUCAGCUUUCAUGUCACAUGCUUUUCAAAUAUGCCCGAAUGCAGACACAAACACAAACACACACAAGCUUGUACACACAUGCACCAGAACUUGCACACACAGUCAGCUUAAACUUCAAACAUGCACACACACACAGACGCACACACACACACACACACACACGCUUUAAGCUCUCCUCUCCUCACCUGCAAUGUGACCGAUGACUGCCAAUAUUCAAUGGAUUUUACUAAAAUCAACUUAAAAAGUCUGAAAAAGUCAAUUCAAAGCUUCUUUGAAAAUGUCAACGUAAAAUGUCUUUGACAAAAUGGCUGACAGUCAUCUUUAAAAUGGCUGACAAAAGUGUAAGUUGUUUGAUUUCGCGGCAUGUAAUGUCUUCAAGCAUUUCGCUAGUUCAUAUCUACGCAUUUCGCUAGUUCAUAUCUACGCCAUCCAAAGACGCCUUUGCAGAGCACAGAAGGGACUUUUUUGAAUAAUGUUUUUUUUUAAAUAAGAAGAAGAAGGAAAAAAAACAGUAUUAAAUAAUUAUUUUUCUGAUUUUUAUAUUGUGUAUAUGCUAUUUCUCUGUAUAACCCAUUUAUACACUAAUAACCCUCUCUAUGUUAACUAGCAUGCUAACAGAUUAUUAAUAAACAAUUUCUGCAACA